AGCACUUUGGUUGGCAUAUGUGAGGUUUGGUGAUGUGCUUCAGGUGAAUGAAGAGCCUGUUAUGGGGUCUGAUGAUAUGUAACCGGGAGGGUUUUAGAUAGAAAUCAUGCAGCUGAAGCCUAGAAAUGUUUAGAUAUGGAAAUAACUCAUUUAUGAAUCUACAAUAGCUGUUGACUGACCUAAGUGCCCAGCAGUGUGCUAGGUUAAAGAUCACAGUUACAUAAAAUAAGAGCCCUUGUCAUUAGAUACUAUAAGUAAUUAUCAUACUGUGCAUAAUAUAAGAAUAUCUUUAGAAAUCUCCUGGUCUAAUCCUCCUGUUUUACAACCACUAAAAUAAGAUUAGACAGAUUAAACCUUGUCUAAAGUUUUAUAACUAUUUGGGAUUCCAAGACUCCUUUUUUCCUAAUCCUGUGCUCUUUCUAGUAUUAGGCAGCAUUAAAGAGGUCUGGAUAGCAAAGAUCCCAAGAUCUGGGAGAAGGGUUCAAAGAUUGGGACUUAGGUAUGAGGGAAGGUUAUGUUACCUUAUAUAAGAGUUACUCUUAGAAGAUUGGAGCCAGAGUUUCUUCUUGGGGGCUUGAAGAAGUAAGUGUCCAUGUCAGAGAAACCCUUGUGGCAAGGAACUGUAGGCAGCUGCUAGCAACUGUAGGUACCCUGUAGGACCUGAGGGUGGCUUCCAUCUGGAGAGCUAGCAAAAAGCUGAGCCCCUCAGUCUUACACAGCAAGGUUAGGAAUUCUGCCCACAAUCUGAAGGAACAUGCAAGAGGAUUCUUUCCAACUUUAGCCCCCAGAUGAGAAUGCAGCCUAGCCUAGCUGAUACCAUGAAUGAAGCCUGUGAAAACUCAAGCAAAUGACUCAGCUGAGCCCUAUCCAGACUUCUGAUCCAUGGAAACUUUCUCUAUCAAGAUCAGUGCACAUCAUUGAAAAGAAAAUUUUGAAGACAUGUUUUGCUGAAAAGAAAACUGAGAAACAUCUUACGAAUGGGAUGAACACGCACCAGUUAAUUGACUACCUACUGCAAUUUGAAUGUUAACAUUACCUGCCUGGUACAGUUACCUAGUGAUGUACCUAUUCUCACAAUACCCUACUUCAGUGUGCUUGUCUUGAUUAAAGAAUUCAAAGUGGAGUACCGCAAACUUGAUAUGGAUAAUAAAAAGAAAGACAAGGACAAAUCAGAUGAUAGAAUGGCACGACCUAGUGGUCGGUCGGGACAUAACACUCGAGGACCUGGGUCUUCCUCCUCUGGAGUUUUAAUGGUUGGACCUAACUUUAGAGUUGGAAAAAAAAUUGGAUGUGGCAAUUUUGGAGAAUUACGAUUAGGGAAAAAUUUAUAUACAAAUGAAUAUGUGGCAAUUAAACUGGAACCCAUGAAAUCCAGAGCACCACAGCUACAUUUGGAAUAUAGAUUUUACAAGCAGUUAGGAUCUGGAGAUGGUAUACCUCAAGUUUACUAUUUUGGCCCUUGUGGUAAAUACAACGCUAUGGUGCUGGAACUGCUGGGACCUAGUUUGGAAGAUUUGUUUGAUUUGUGUGAUAGAACAUUUUCUCUUAAAACAGUUCUCAUGAUAGCUAUCCAACUGAUUUCUCGUAUGGAAUAUGUUCAUUCAAAGAACUUGAUAUACAGAGAUGUAAAACCUGAGAACUUCUUAAUAGGACGACCAGGAAAUAAAACCCAGCAAGUUAUUCAUAUUAUAGAUUUUGGUUUGGCGAAGGAAUAUAUUGAUCCAGAGACAAAGAAACACAUACCAUACAGAGAGCACAAAAGCCUUACAGGAACAGCUAGAUAUAUGAGCAUAAAUACACAUUUAGGAAAAGAACAAAGUAGAAGAGAUGACUUAGAAGCUUUAGGUCAUAUGUUCAUGUAUUUUCUUAGAGGCAGUCUUCCUUGGCAAGGUUUAAAGGCUGACACAUUAAAAGAGAGGUAUCAGAAAAUUGGAGAUACAAAACGAGCCACACCCAUAGAAGUGUUAUGUGAAAAUUUUCCAGAAGAAAUGGCAACAUAUCUUCGUUAUGUAAGAAGGCUAGAUUUUUUUGAAAAACCAGACUAUGACUACCUAAGAAAGCUUUUUACUGACUUGUUUGAUCGAAAGGGAUAUCUGUUUGAUUAUGAAUAUGACUGGAUGGGUAAACAGUUGCCUACUCCAGUGGGGGCAGUUCAGCAAGAUCCUGCUCUAUCAUCAAACAGAGAAGCACAUCAACACAGAGAUAAGAUGCAACAAUCCAAAAAUCAGUCGGCAGACCACAGGGCAGCUUGGGACUCCCAGCAGGCAAAUCCCCACCAUUUGAGAGCUCACCUUGCAGCAGACAGACAUGGUGGCUCGGUACAGGUUGUAAGUUCUACAAAUGGAGAGUUAAACACAGAUGACCCUACUGCAGGACGUUCAAAUGCACCCAUCACAGCCCCUACGGAAGUAGAAGUGAUGGAUGAAACCAACUGCCAGAAAGUGUUGAACAUGUGGUGCUGCUGUUUUUUCAAACGAAGAAAAAGGAAAACCAUACAGCGCCACAAGUGACUCUGGAGACAGGCAGAUCAUGGGGAGUUACUUGCGUGUUCAUCUUCUGUCUUGUGAUGAAAAUCAUCUCUGUAGUGACCACAUAUGUUUUCAAGGACUCACUCUUAGAAACAAAAAUGUCAUACUUUCAUACUUCAUUGUGUGGUUGUCUUACAUUCACAUUUUUUUUUCUAAUUUAACUAUUAUGGAAGCUUUAACGUUUUGUCAAAACAUGAGUGCUUUGCCCAUCAGUGAAUGGAAUGGACCAAUGAGGUAGGACUGGUCAAAAUAGUCCUAGAGAACAUUUUCAGAAGCUCUCCUCCUGCCACGGAAAGCAGUACAGUAUCUUAAAUGUCAACCAGUUAAUAUACCUGAUCUGGUCUUUUAUAACUCCUGUAAGAGCAUAAUCAAACAGGAAUUUUCUCCCCAGUGGUAACACAACAAAGGAAACAGAGUUGCCCAAAUAUUUGAAGAAGGUAAUUCUUGAGAAGUUCAUUUUUGGUGUGACAUCUGCAUUGAUACCAGUGUUACUGAUGGUACUGCUAUUUGUGAGUCAUACUAAAAUUCUCUCUGAAAUCAUGGUACAGUCACUGCCCAGAGGUACUGAGGAAAAAGCUCUAUGUGUUUGGCAGAUGGUAGUGGUAAAAUGAAUAACAAGUAAUGUGGUAAUUAUGAGUUCUGCUUUUUUAAAAUUUUUAAAAUUAUUUAUUGCUUUGAGAGAGAGAGAGAAAGAAACAUUGACUUGUUCCACUUAUUUGUGCAUUCAUUGGUUGAUUCUUGUUUGUGCCCUGACCGGGGAUCGAACCUGCAACCUUGGCAUAUCGUGACAAUGCUCUAACCAGCUGAGCUACCCGGCCAGGGUUAAGCUCAGCUUUCGUGGCACCACUAUGUGAAGUACAGUGUUGCUGAAGUGGCAAAAGCACUUAUUUAAAAAAAAUGCAACAUUUGUAUAAUGUAACUUUAUGCUUCCAGAUAAUGUGUGUUAGACAGCAAGAGAUGAAUACUUUGAGAAAUGAGAAAUGUGGGAGUUUUUUUUUUAAAAAAAAUACACUAAGGAGAAGAAAUAAAUGUGAAUCUUAUUGCAAUGUAUAAGAUUGAAGUCAAAGGGGAUCCCAUUGAAACCCACUGCUGAAUGAUUACAUUCUUCCUUGAGCAGAAAACUUUGGAUGUGCCACUCGAUGGUGUCUGUUUGUUAAUUAUUUGCUUUUUGAUAAAAAAGAUCCCCAGCAAUAAAAACUGGGUCACUUUAUUGCCCUCUGUGCACAUUAGUCUCUUGUAUUCCACUUUGCUGGCUCUCUGGAGUUUUCCGACGUUUUAAUCUAAUUUUGAUGAUUGAAAACUAGUUUGGAGAGGAUGGGUCAGGUGCUUUGCCUCCAUAGUCUGUUAAAGUGCCUGCAUAUGAACAAAAGUUACGGUUCUGUAAAAAAGGAAACCCAUUCCAUUUUUCAAGUAUGCUUUGUUUUAAGCCAUAAAGGCAGGUAUUCUUUUGUCACAUCUUUCCAGCCAGGAUUUUCAAGAAGAGUUAAAACAAAAAGACUGGCUAGGAAGAAUUACGUUGUUCAAAUCUCAUACUCAUUUUUUGUUUAUCAAAUUGUUACUUCCUCCUUCCUUGCAGCCCCUUCUUCGUCUUUAAGUUCGAGCCUCCAGGCACGCUUAUUUAUUUUUAUUGUCUCAAGGUAACAUUUAAAAUGUGUAAUUAAAGUAAAUAAAUCUACAUUUUUGACUUCAUUAUUGCAUUUACAGGGAUUUAAUUGUACUUUGUAAUUUAUUUUUCUCAUUAGCCAAAAGUUCAAUGCAUUGUUUUUGAUGAAUUAGGCACCCAUACGAAUACUGCAAAUCUGGAUGUUGUUUAUUGUUGCUCUGAAUCCUAUGAAGAUCUUUUUAAGUUGUUGAUUUUAAAGACCUACACUCAGCCUAGGAAAUAUUUGCUGUAUAAUUUGGUCAUCAGUUUCCAUCCUAUCUAUUUGUAUACUGUCAUGUUGUCUUAAACUGCAGGAGUCACAUAUUAAGUUGUUAUUGUUGUUUGCUUUGAGCAAGGUAGAUGGAUGUUUUGGCCAUUAUAAUGUGAAACCACUUCUUUCUUUACAGUAUUUGACCAAAUAUGUGUGUCUCUGAUAUUUGUAAAUACAUGCGAUAUCUGUAUUUCUUAUCAUAAGCCUAUUUAGUUUUAUUCUUAGUAGGGUUUUUGGACUGUACAGUGUUUAUAUGAUCUGAACUCCUUAUACAUAAGAAGGUGUGUAUAUUAAUCCAAUUAUGGACUUAAAAUAUUUUAAAGUAUAAAUACCCUUAUUUGCUGCAAAGACCAGUGUGUACACAUUUGCUUUUUAGCAAUAUUUUUAAUUGCUCCAUUUUAAUGCCAAGGAAUAAAUCUUUUGGCAACACAGACUGGUCAGUAAUAGGUAAUGCAGGUAUGUUCAGGUUAAGCCAAUAACGUUUUGCAUUUUUAUGCUUCUUUUCUGUCAACACUAAUGAGUCAACAUUGCCUGAAUGUCUGAAUAAUGAAACACAUCCCUGUUUAAAAGUAUGUAACUGAAAACGAAAUAAAAAAUAAAGGUAGUUUUUUUAAACUU
Messenger RNA from Myotis myotis, 5059 nucleotides. It is a transcript of the gene CSNK1G3, whose product is annotated as casein kinase 1 gamma 3. Gene Ontology annotation, molecular function: protein serine/threonine kinase activity; ATP binding. The transcript is spliced from 14 exons. Gene Ontology annotation, biological process: signal transduction; endocytosis; peptidyl-serine phosphorylation. Gene Ontology annotation, cellular component: nucleus; cytoplasm; plasma membrane. The record is from RefSeq and is a predicted model, not a curated record. Lineage: Eukaryota; Metazoa; Chordata; Mammalia; Chiroptera; Vespertilionidae. Bases 1140 to 2510 code for a protein of 456 amino acids.